CCAGUGAGCCAAAGGGCCAAAUGAAGAAGAGUCAGGACCAGGCCAGAUUGCAGCCCCUGUCCAACCCAGAGCAGGCCCUGACUAAGACCUUCAAGCUGCUCAACUCUGCCUCUGAUGACUGGCAGAAGAAGAUCGAGGGCUUGACCUCUCUCCGUGUGAUGGCUCAGAACCACAUGGACAUACUGAUGCCUAAACUCCAUGAUAUCUGCCUUGCCAUUAUAAAUGAGGUGAAGAACCUACGCUCUGCAGUGUCCUGUGCUGCCAUGGCCACACUGGGUGACAUGUACGUUCACCUCCAGAGGGCCAUGGACAGUGAGGUGGAGGGGACGGCACGCGUGCUGCUGCACAAAGCCAGCGAGGCCAACACCUUCAUCCGGCAGGGUGCCAACUUUGCCCUGAGUCACAUGGUGCAGAGCUGCACCCCUACCCGUGUCAUGAAUGCCCUGCUGGUCGGUGGGCUGAGCCACCGCAACGCUGCGGUGAGGAGCUGCACUGCUCAGCACCUGGAGAGACUGGCUGAGGUCAUGGGGAUGGCUCGUCUCCUGUCGGGGAAGAAAGACCUUACUGACCGCUUCUUGAUUGCCGUCAGUAAACUGGCUGUGGACCCUGCACAGGAAGCCAGGCAUCAUGGUCGCAAUAUCUUGAGAAACGUGGCCACCAAUGGCGACUUUGCUAAAAUGUGGGACAAAUUCGCUCCGAGGAAAGAGCGAGAAUCCUUGAGGGAGGUCAUCUCAAAGGUUAACCUCAAAGAAAGGAAAAUCUGAAUAAUCCCCAAUUUGACUAUAUAUUUGUAUCUAAAUAUUUGCACAUUUCCCAACCUGACUAUUUUCCCCUCCAGUCCCCAAACUCCAAUAUUUUCGCUCAUUUUAAGAAAUUUGACACUAUCAUCCAAACCCCCAUGUAAAUACAUCUUUAAACUGCAUUGACUCCUUGUCCAAGUCCUGAAUCCACUAUAAGGCAAUAUGAACCACAUUCAAAGCACUAAAUUACCUUUCCUCAAAGCUCCUAUCUGAUCUACCAGCUCAAUAGUGGUCUACUGAAACCAUGCUCACCAUCUCAGGGGGUGCUCAGAUCAUCAACCACUGACCUCCACACCAUCCUCAAAACCAGCAGUCCUCUUUUGGAGGCAGAUUGGUCAGUGCUCCUGUAUGGCACCAACAUUGUGGAUUUUCAUCCAAUACUUCUGGACUAUGACAAUGACUUUGGACAAUAAAAUUUGGUAAAAUGGAAGCUGGCUCCAGUCUCAGUUUUAUCUUACAAGACAGUGUGAGGAUGUGUAACAACAAUACCUGUGGUUUAACUUGAUGAUCAGGGCCAGAUUACCGAAUGGUCACGCAGGGCACCUGCCCUGUGGGCCCCGAUCUCCAGGGAAUAUCAUCAUAACAUCCAAAACUAAAAGUAUAGUGGAUGUAUAUUACAGUACGUGGACAUUUUACAAUUCGUGAGCUCGAUUCAUAAUUUGUAUCCAUGUUUAAUAUAAAUUUGUGCUCAUUUUGUAGAAAUUCGUGAGCAUUUAAAAAAAUGUAGUGAGGAUGUUUUAUAUACAUUUUCUUACUGGUCCUCUUCCAUGCCGUCCCUAGGAGGGGUGCGUCACUUGAGUGGGUUGAGUCACUGACGUGGUCUUCCUGUAUGGGUUGGCACCCCCCCCUUGGGUUGCGCCGUGGCGGAGAUCUUUGUGGGCUAUACUCGGCCUUGUCUCAGGAUGGUAAGUUGGUGGUUGAAGAUAUCCCUCUAGUGGUGUGGGGGCUGUGCUUUGGCAAAGUGGGUAGUGUUAUAUCCUGCCUGUUUGGCCCUGUCCGGGCGUAUCGUCGGAUGGGGCCACAGUGUCUCCCGACCUCUCCUGUCUCAGCCUCCAGUAUUUAUGCUGCAGUAGUUUGUGUCGGGGGGCUAGGGUCAGUUUGUUAUAUCUGGAGUACUUCUCCUGUCUUAUCCGGUGUCCUGUGUGAAUUUAAGUAUGCUCUCUCUAAUUCGCUCUUUCUCUCUCGGAGGACCUGAGCCCUAGGACCAUGCCUCAGGACUACCUGGCAUGAUGACUCCUUGCUGUCCCCAGUCCACCUGGCCGUGCUCCUGCUCCAGUUUCAACUGUUCUGCCUGCGGCUAUGGAACCCUGACCUGUUCACCGGACGUGCUCCCUGUCCCAGACCUGCUGUUUUCAACUCUCUAGAGACAGCAGGAGCGGUAGAGAUACUCUUAAUGAUCGGCUAUGAAAAGCCAACUGACAUUUACUCCUGAGGGGCUGACUUGCUGCACCCUCGACAACUACUGUGAUUAUUAUUAUUUGACCAUGCUGGUCAUUUAUGAACAUUUGAACAUCUUGGCCAUGUUCUAUUAUAAUCUCCACCCGGCACGGCCAGAAGAGGACUGGCCACCCCUCAUAGCCUGGUUCCUCUCUAGGUUUCUUCCUAGGUUUUGGCCUUUCUAGGGAGUUCUUCCGAGCCACCGUGCUUCUACACCUGCAUUGCUUGCUGUUUGGGGUUUUAGGCUGGGUUUCUGUACAGCACUUUGAGAUAUCAGCUGAUGUAAGAAGGGCUAUAUAAAUAAAUUUGUUUUGAAA
Messenger RNA from Salvelinus fontinalis (brook trout), 2554 nucleotides. Its product is annotated as TOG array regulator of axonemal microtubules protein 1-like. The record is from RefSeq and is a predicted model, not a curated record. Lineage: Eukaryota; Metazoa; Chordata; Actinopteri; Salmoniformes; Salmonidae. Bases 21 to 764 code for a protein of 247 amino acids. Gene Ontology annotation, molecular function: microtubule binding. Gene Ontology annotation, cellular component: cytoplasmic microtubule; cilium. The transcript has 6 exons. Gene Ontology annotation, biological process: microtubule cytoskeleton organization.